Molecule: messenger RNA, 1767 nt
Organism: Saccharomyces mikatae IFO 1815
Lineage: Eukaryota; Fungi; Ascomycota; Saccharomycetes; Saccharomycetales; Saccharomycetaceae
Gene: TFC8
Product: transcription factor TFIIIC subunit TFC8
Exons: 1
Coding region: 1-1767 (588 amino acids)
Molecular function (GO): protein binding
Source: RefSeq, a predicted model, not a curated record
AUGAAACUUUUAAGGGAUUUACUUGUAGAUAGAAAAGAGUUUGAGGAUUGGAAAAACAACUUAACAUGGGCUCGGGAUGGUACUCUGUACUUGACAACGUUUCCAGAUAUUAGUAUAGGCCAGCCAAAGUAUACUAGAGACGUUAAUAACAACAGUAAGAAUCUUUUCCAUGUCAAGGAACACCCCUUAGAAUUUGAUAAUAAACUGGAUUUCGAGCUGGCCCAACAGAAUGGGUUGUUAAAUUCACAGCCGGUUUGUUACCCUAGAGUCUGUAAGCCAUCACCAAUAGACAAUUGGAUGGCUGUAUUAAACAAUAACGGUAAUGUUUCAGUAUUCAAGGAAAAUACAAUCCUGGCUAAUCUCGAUUCAAAAGGAGAUUUGAGCAGCAGAAUAUACCAUUGCUUUGAAUGGAAUCCUAUUAAAUCAUCAAUUGUAGUUGGUAACGAAGACGGUGAGCUUCAAUUUUUUGCUAUUCGCAACAAUCCAGAAAACACACCAGAAUUCAUUUUUGAAAGUAGUGUUCAAUUAAGUGAUGCUGGCUCGAAAGACUGGGUCACUCAUUUAGCAUGGUAUGAUGACGUUCUCGUAGCGGCGCUUUCAAACAAUUCUGUAUUUUCAAUCACUUUUUCUGCUUUCUCUCAUGAACCUGUUUCCAGGGUAUUACAAGAUGCUUCAAGAAGGAAAAUUACCGAUUUAAAGAUAGUAGACAACAAAGUGGUUGUAACUUCUCCAGGAUAUGUGCAUAAAAUAAAUUUGAGUGAUUAUUCUAUUUCCAGCUUGAAAACAGGAUCUCCUGAAAGUUUUCAUAUAAUACCACUAAGACAUGAACAAGAAAGUAUGGUAUUAUUGAUUUCCAAUAAAACUAGUUUCAAAGUUCUUUUGGGGGAAGAACUUCAGGUGACGGUAGAUAAUGUUAUCGCGCCUUACUUGGAGAAGAAAUUCAAAAAGUGGGGUACACUCUGGAACGAAUUCAAUAAUUAUGAAACAUCUAUUGUCAUCCAUGGCGUAUCACUCUCUCCAGAUGGAUAUUCGGUAGCCAUAGUAUACAACAUGGAACGGGUGGCGUUCAAAUAUAAAAUAGCCUCAGAACAAUCAUUUUACAUAAUGUUCGCUCCGUUAUAUCAAUCCUGGAAAAUAUCUGAACAUGCUCACGGACUAGCGUGGUACCAGACAUAUCAUAUCUACAGCAAAACGAUGCCCGAACUACCAGAAGAUUUCAGUAAAAGUAAGAAACUACUAAAUGGCCACUACCCUAUCAAUUUAGAUUUCAAAUCAUAUAUUAAUGCUUUGAUAAAAAGUGAGGAGAUGAGAAUAAUAAUGUUCUUGAAUAUGACAACUGACAACCCGUCAAUCUCAUCUUUUUUGGAAGCAUUGUAUGAAUACGCUAUGAACAAAAAAUCCGAACUAGUAAAUGAUUUUGAUCUAGCCUGCGUUUUAUCCAUUGCAAAAGUACUGAACAGAGAAGCACCAAUUGCUAACGGCAAGCUACAAGUGAAAAGCAAUCUUUUAGAGGAAACAUUCAAUUUGGAAAGCUUCUCAAGUGACCCUGAGACUGUAACGUCUGCAGCGAAUAAUACGUGGAGAAGAUGUGGUGUCACUCUUCUUCCAAUACUUACUACGCAUGUAAAUGUAUGUCCCGUGAGUAAAAAACGAGUACUAGAUAUAAAGCGUGACCACUUUAAUAAUUAUGGUUGGUUUACAAGAGGUCUAUUAGAGGAAUUUAAUGAAAAAAGCAUAUACUGCGGAACAACACUAGAAACGAUAUAG